Alnus glutinosa is the source of this 971-nucleotide messenger RNA. Its product is annotated as glyoxylase I 4-like. Bases 68 to 640 code for a protein of 190 amino acids. The record is from RefSeq and is a predicted model, not a curated record. The transcript has 3 exons. NCBI's taxonomy places the organism in Eukaryota, Viridiplantae, Streptophyta, Magnoliopsida, Fagales, Betulaceae.
UCAUGCAUUCAAGAAAGUAAAGAAAAGGCAAGGUGAGUGCAAGUGAGAGCCAAAAAACAAAAACAGAAUGAAAAUGGAGAUAGAGGAAGUAAGCAGCUACGAGGCUCUGCCUCUGCUCUCAUUGAACCAUGUGUCUUUGUUGUGUAGAUCAGUGUGGGAUUCAGUGCGUUUCUAUGAAGACGUCUUGGGCUUUGUUCUCAUCAAACGCCCCUCUUCUUUCAAUUUCAAUGGAGCUUGGUUGUACAAUUACGGCAUUGGGAUACACUUAAUUGAGAACCCAUCAAUCGAUGAGUAUGACACCAUCAAUGAAUUGCGACCAAUUAAUCCCAAGGACAACCACAUCUCCUUCCAGUGUACGGAUGUUGGACUUGUUAUGAAGAGGCUGCAAGAUAUGGGGAUGAGGUAUGUCACAGCUGUUGUAGAGGAAGAAGGGGCCAAGGUGGAGCAGGUGUUCUUCCAUGAUCCAGAUGGGUACAUGAUCGAGCUCUGCAACUGCGAGAACAUUCCUGUAAUUCCUAUCUCCUCCUGUGCAUUCAAGCCCAGAGGGCAAAGCUUCAAGAAGGCACCAACCAGCUGUGGAUUCAUGGAGAAUGUGAUGAUGGAGAGCUUGAGCAUGGACAUGAUGAACUUUUCAUUCUAAAAGUUCCAAAAAAGAGUGAAAAACAAUUUCACCUUCUUUUGUUUGUUUAAACAAAGUUGUCAUGCUGCAAAUGUAUAACAGGGUUUUAUUAUGGUCAUGUGUCUUGCUUUGAAAAGGGUUUUUAUAUUUGUUUAUCUGGUUUUUGGAAUAAAGAUUGUAAGAUUGUAAGAUUGAAAAUAAUAGUACUAUUUUGUAAUAUAUAGUUCGAAGCCAAUAUGUGGCUUUGGAUUGUGUCAAUAUUUCCUUUAAGGAAGCUUCCCAUUGAUGGAAGCUGCCUACAUGCAAGAAAUUAUUUAUCAUGGUAGGGAUAUUGUCCCCCAAUGUUGUGCCA